Entamoeba invadens IP1 is the source of this 1530-nucleotide messenger RNA. RefSeq lists its product as hypothetical. The record is from RefSeq and is a predicted model, not a curated record. Bases 1 to 1530 code for a protein of 509 amino acids. The transcript is spliced from 2 exons. NCBI's taxonomy places the organism in Eukaryota, Evosea, Mastigamoebida, Endamoebidae.
AUGAAUAUAUUCAUAUUUGUAAUCUUUUUGACUAACUUUGUGUCUUCAGUUAACUUGAAUCUCCCUUCUUUGAAAUCGAAUUGGAUGACAGAUUUCCUUGUAGUUAAUAUGGACUCAAGUGAAAUUACGUAUAAUGUUGUUACAGAGUGUUAUAAACAUAUCCCCAACAAUAAACGACUCAUUUCUGCUCUGAAUUUAAAUUCAGUUUGUUACCUCAGUCACUCCUCUUUUUUCAUCCACAAAAAUGGGCAAAACAUCACCCGAUGCGGUGAGUGGCUUAGUGUGACAGGACCAAGCCAGACAAAUGUUCAUUGUAUGGUGGCGGGUUCAGCAGACAUGUAUUACUAUGGUGUUAAAAUAGAGAAGAAUGGUAACAACUUAGUAGGCCUGAAACGUCGUUUAUUUCUGUUAGGGACAUCACAAAUGAAAUAUAUAAAAGACUCUGUCUAUCAAGCAACAGUUUCUAUCAGUGACUGUUUACUUCAAAUUCCACCAAGUCUUGUAGUAUUAAAUGUGACUCAAAAUGAAGUUGUAGUUCAAGUUAUAAAUGUCAAUAGACCGGUUGCUUUAAUACAAAUAAAUUAUAACAAUUGUUAUAAAAACGAAGAUGACACUUUUACUUUAAGUCGUUUACUCAACACUUCUAAUAUAAAAAUCAUUUCAAUUGAUAACGAAAAAAUUGGGAUGUCAACUUUAUUAGAAAAAGUCGGUUAUAUAGCAAAUGCAACUACUUCAUUCCAACGAUAUUCUAUGGACCAAUGCAAAUAUAUAGCAGCAAUUUCAGUGUAUUACGAAGGUCAAGUUGUUAAAAAUCCACUCAUGAUUUGGUACACCUAUAAAGUGAACAAAACUUUCAAACCCGAAUUACUUAAUAUGACAAAAUCGAUGAUAAUUACUAAAGACGGAGACGGAGAUAUAAUGCUGACGUUCAUUUACGGUGCUGCAUUUCUCAUGUCUCAAGAUUUUAGUCAAUUUAAGUGUCAAUUAGAGGUAAAUUUUGUUUUAGAAAUCAUUGAUGUCAAACUCAUGUUAAUAACUAAUAUGGAAAAGGCUGGAAGUCAAGACGGAGCAAUACUUGUUAGAGAAAACCUCACAUAUAAAUAUAUUCAAGACAAGAACACGGUGUCUCUGUUUAUUGCAAUGGAUAAGACCUGCAAAGAGUUUACUAAUGGACUUUUAAUUCGAUACAAAAGUAAGACGGGAGAUAUUUUAAUACUCAAAAAUUCAUCAUUUGAUAAUGUCCAAGAAAUUCAAAAAAUGCACCAAUGCGACGAAAAAUCGUUUGACUGCGAUAACACGGAAUGUACUGUAGAUAAUAACUCACUCGACGUUGGAACAAGAAAAUGGAAAAGUGGGUGUGAACCUAUUUGUGGUCGUUGUAAUGAAGGCUAUAUGUGUACAACUAUGGGAAGGUGUGUGUUAACAAAAAACAAUAAUAUGAGGAGUAAUGCUUUGAGAAUAGAAAACGUGCUGUUCUAUUUUUAUAUGGCUUCCGAAUUAUUUUUUUCAAUUAAUAACCAAUUACAAUAA